Messenger RNA from Ostrinia nubilalis (European corn borer), 2026 nucleotides. It is a transcript of the gene Sply, whose product is annotated as sphingosine-1-phosphate lyase. Gene Ontology annotation, cellular component: endoplasmic reticulum. Gene Ontology annotation, biological process: carboxylic acid metabolic process; sphingolipid catabolic process. Lineage: Eukaryota; Metazoa; Arthropoda; Insecta; Lepidoptera; Crambidae. The transcript is spliced from 11 exons. Bases 332 to 1966 code for a protein of 544 amino acids. Gene Ontology annotation, molecular function: pyridoxal phosphate binding; sphinganine-1-phosphate aldolase activity. The record is from RefSeq and is a predicted model, not a curated record.
UUGUUGUGUCGGCGACCGAGAGUCGAUCUUCGAGCUCGAGUUCGAAAAAUCGAGUUGUAUUGUAGGUAUUUCACGUUAAAAACAUUCCUGUCUAAUUAAUCUGUAUAGCGUUCUCUUGUUAUCAUCAUUAAUGUUUAAUCGGCCUUUGUUUUAAUUAGUGAGCCUCGCGUUGCAGACUCAUAACGCGUCUGUUGUCGUGUUCUUUGUAUCAGUGAGGCCAAUAGUAUCUUGGUAAUUAUCAAGAUUAUGUGCCUGGUUGACAGCUGAAUUGAUCGAGGGAUAGAAGAUAAGAUUUCAUUUUGUGUAAAUAUUUAAUCAGAUUGUCUUAGCCAUGAGUGAGCGUCCGCAGCCGUUGAAAGCCGUAAACCGGUUUUUCGAAGGGAAGGAGCCAUGGCAGAUCGUAACUAUGACCGCCUCCUCCAUACUAGCAUUAGUUUGGGCACACAGUCUCUACAAUGCCAAAGAAAGCCCCACCACAAGACUACGUAAACAAUUCUUCCAUUGGCUGCGCCAAUUACCAAUAGUGAGGAAGACUAUAGAGAAGAAAAUGGCAGAAAUCAAUAAAGAUUUCCGAAAGGACGUCAACAAACGCUUGGCUGGUGUCACGGUUAGGAGAGAGCUGCCGGCUACUGGGCUGAGUCCUGAGCAAGUGGCUGAAGAAGUCAGAGACCACCUCAGCUUAGGUAAUUAUGACUGGAAGAACGGCAAUGUGUCCGGGGCAGUGUAUCACACCAACGAAGAGAUUGCCAAAGUCGCCUGCGAUGCGUACGCUCUGUCUGCGUACACCAAUCCACUGCACUCAGAUGUAUUCCCUGGGGUAAACAAGAUGGAGGCUGAAAUAGUGCGCAUGGCUGCCAAUUUGUUCCAUGGAGACGACAACUGUUGUGGGACGGUCACAACAGGCGGUUCAGAAUCCAUCAUGAUGGCGUGCAAAGCGUUCAGAGACUACGCUUACAACAAGGGCAUAUCCAACCCUCAGAUAGUGGUGCCCACUACAGUCCAUUGCGCCUUUGAUAAGGCUGCGCAAUACCUGGGAUUAUCUGUGAAGUCGGUACCAGUUGACCCUGAGACGCUGUGUGUUGAUAUCGCGGCGGUCAAGAGGGCCAUUGGCAGGAGGACCUGCUUGAUCGUAGGCUCAGCGCCGAACUUCCCCUACGGAACGAUGGACGACAUCGCGGCGUUGUCUGACAUCGCUCUUGAGUACGACGUGCCUUUGCACGUAGACGCGUGCCUGGGAGGCUUUGUGGCGGCGUUCAUGGAACGUGCGGGUCACAAUGUACCAACAUUUGAUUUCCGACUGCCUGGCGUUUGUAGCAUGUCAGCUGAUACCCAUAAGUACGGAUAUGCGCCAAAAGGCACCUCAGUGGUUUUGUACCGCAAACCGGAAUACCGGCACUACCAGUAUACCGUCACGACCGACUGGCCCGGCGGCGUAUACGGCUCACCCACUGUCAACGGCAGCCGCGCGGGCGGUCUGAUCGCGGCGUGCUGGGCGACCAUGAUGCACGUGGGAAUGACGCGCUACGUGCAAAUGACCGAUGAGAUUAUCACCACCACACGAUACGUGGAGCAGGAGUUACGCAAAGUCGAAGGCAUCUUCAUUUACGGUAAACCAGCGACCUCCGUCAUCGCUUUCGGCUCGAAGAGGUUCGACAUCUUCAAGCUGGCUGAAUUACUGCACAAGAAAGGAUGGAGUAUGAACGCCUUGCAGUUCCCUUCAGGCAUCCAUAUCUGCAUAACGCACGCACACACGGCGGAAGGCGUGGCUUCCCGCUUCGUGACCGACGUACGCAGCGCUGCGCACGAGUGUCUUACUACCUCCUCCGGGCCUGUGGAGGGAAAGAUGGCCAUUUACGGUGUCGCACAAGAGAUAUCAGACAGAAGCCUCGUAUCUGACAUCACCAAAUACUUCAUCGACUCCAUGUACUACCUGCCCGAACAGUCUGAGGAAGACGCGAAGAAAUAAAGCAUUCCACUACUAUUCCUAUUGAAGCGUUUUAAAUAAUCACAAAUAUUUGUAACUAUU